Messenger RNA from Oryzias melastigma (Indian medaka), 2384 nucleotides. RefSeq names its product translocase of inner mitochondrial membrane 44 homolog (yeast) (gene timm44). Gene Ontology annotation, molecular function: protein-folding chaperone binding. Gene Ontology annotation, biological process: protein import into mitochondrial matrix. Gene Ontology annotation, cellular component: mitochondrial inner membrane. The record is from RefSeq and is a predicted model, not a curated record. Bases 99 to 1463 code for a protein of 454 amino acids. The transcript has 13 exons. NCBI's taxonomy places the organism in Eukaryota, Metazoa, Chordata, Actinopteri, Beloniformes, Adrianichthyidae.
UAUUUAACUUUUAAUUUUAGUUUCUCGCGGGUUUUCAAAAGCACUUCCUGUUCACGUGGAAGGUCACGACCGGAAAAGGUCACCAGCAUGAUUUGAAGAUGGCGGCCCCCUUAUGUCAGUGUUAUCAGAUGUGUGUAAGAAGAGGUUUGGUGGCCUCUCCUUCCUCCUACCUCCUGCUCACCAACAGAACCCAUGUUUACAGGAUACCUGGGCUCCUCACAACCUCUGCACAAGUGAGGUAUUUGUCCGGAGAGAAGGGUGGCGGCGGCGGCAGAAGAGGUUUUCUCGGGGAGUUUUUGGAUAACCUUAAGCAGGAGUUAAACAAGAACAAAGAAAUGAAAGAAAAUAUCAAAAAAUUUCGCGAAGAAGCCAAAAAACUUGAAGAGUCGGAUGCAUUGAAACAAGCUCGGAAGAAAUAUAAAACUAUAGAAUCAGAAACAGUGAAAACUUCAGAGGUUCUUAAGAAGAAGUUUGAAAACAUUUCAGAUACAGUUAAAGAGGGACUGGAAGAAGUCACUCGGACAGAAAUAGGAAAGAAGAUCAAAGAGGGAAUGGAAGAAGCAGCCAAAACAGCAAAAACCUCAGCAGAAAGUGUCUCUAAGAGCGGAGAAAAGCUGGGAAAGAGCGGCGCUUUCAGAGCAAUAUCUCAGGGCGUGGAGAGUGUGAAGAAGGAGAUCGGAGACCUCGGCCACACGGGCCCCUAUCGGCCUCCAGCGAGGCUACGGAAGAGGAGCGAGUUCUCCUCCAAAGGAGCCGGGGAUGAAGGCAAAGUCUUCGAAGCCAACGAGGAAGCUAUGGGCGUCGUCCUGCACAAAGACUCCAAGUGGUACCAGCAGUGGAAAGACUUCAAAGACAACAAUGUGGUCUUUAACAGGUUCUUUGAAAUGAAGAUGAAAUACGACGAGAGCGACAACGCCUUCAUCAGAGCGUCCCGAGCCGUCACCGACAAGAUGACGGACAUCAUAGGUGGACUCUUUUCAAAGACGGAAAUGUCUGAAGUGUUGACGGAGAUUCUGAAGGUGGACCCUUCCUUUGACAAGGACGCUUUUCUGAAGCAGUGCGAGCGAGACAUUAUUCCAAACAUACUGGAGGCGAUGAUCAGAGGGGAGCUGGAGGUUCUGAAGGACUGGUGUUAUGAAGCCACGUACAGUCAGCUCGCUCAUCCCGUUCAACAGGCCAAAGCCAUGGGACUCCAGUUCCACUCCAAGAUUCUGGACAUAGACAACAUCGACCUGGCCAUGGGCAAGAUCAUGGAGCAAGGUCCGGUGUUGAUAAUAACCUUCCAGGCUCAGAUGGUCAUGGUGAUCCGGAACGCCAAAGGGGAGGUGGUGGAGGGAGACCCUGACAAAGUUCUCAGGAUGAUGUAUGUGUGGGCUCUCUGUCGAGAUCAGGAAGAGCUUAACCCGUAUGCCGCCUGGAGACUUCUAGACAUCUCUGCUUCCAGCACGGAACAGAUCCUUUAAAGACUUUUUAUACACAAAGAGAGAGCAGACGACCUGCACACAAACUGAAAGACGAUGGACCCACUGCAAAAGGACAAACUUUAUUGUCAACACAAUGUGAAUUACUGCUGUUAACACUAUGGUGCCUCACUGUCGUUUUUAAAUUCUGCUUUUAAUCAUUUCCUGGGUGAAGUUCCUCAAAGUAACACCAGAGGGCAGCAAAGUACCGACAUUGAUUCAGACAAUUUUUGAUAUUCAGGAUUGUUUCACCAAAAUCCAGUUUAUUAAGGCUUUAUAAAGUACAUUAAAUCCAUUAAAUGACACAAUUCAGUUUUGCAGGUUAUUAUAAUAAAUAAAGUCUGUUUCUGAGACUUUAAUUUGCUCUCUUUCCCUCCAUUGACAUGAGAAAGGUUACUGGUGUUGGUGACAUUCAUUGCUUUCUUGUUAAAGAAUAUGAUAUUUGUUUGUAUGAUUACUAUUAAAUAAAAUGAUGAUCCCCCAUGGUAAAUAUUUAACUUUAAAAACAGGUUAAUUUUGAUAUAAAAGCAGAUUUCUUCAGUAUUGACACUGAAAAAAGGUUACAUUAGUUCCAUCUUUCUAGGCCAUCGUCUGAUUUCUUCUGGGGCCUUUUCUAAUAUUUUUUUUUUUUUUUCAAAUUAAAUUCUCCAGUGGGAUUUUUGUGUUGGAUUUCAUUUGGGAAAAAUACCACCUUAAAAGCUUUGCAUUUUGGGUAAACAGAACUGUUCGCACUGUAAAAUGUCCCACAUCUAUUCUUCAUUUGACCCUUUUUGGGGAUGAAUUUUCAUCGUAUGGAAUUAGUCACAAUUUAUUGUAAUCAAAUGUAAAAAAAAAAAAAACUAUUUUUUCCUUUUAAUGUGUUUCUUAAUGUUUCUAUAAACACGUUUUUGUAUUUAUGUCAGUAAAAAAUAAGAUAUAAUGUCA